AUAAAAAUAUAUAUGCAUGUACUAUAUAAUUCAAAUAAUUAAUUAAGGAAUCUAUUGGGUUUGGUUUGUUUGUUUGUUUUCAUUGAACUCAUAUAUUCAAGUUCCCAACAAGAGAUUAACUGAACCAAUGGAGUCACCCCCGGAAGUGGUAAACUUUGGAAAAUCUGUGUUGGUUCCAAGUGUUCAAGAGCUUGCCAAAGAGCACCUUGCUGAUAUUCCGGCCAGGUAUGUCCGUCCAGGACUGGAAUCUCCGGCCGUAUCUGCUGGAGAGGCGGUGCCUACGGUACCGGUUAUCGAUCUUCAAAAGUUGACAUCAGGGGAUUCCAUGGAUUCUGAGCUGAAAGAGCUUCACUCUGCUUGCCAAGAAUGGGGUUUCCUCCAGGUUAUAAACCAUGGAGUGACACCUUCAUUACUGGAGAACUUCAAGAGAGAGGUUAUUGAAUUUUUCAGACUCCCAAUGGAAGAAAAGAAGAAGCUAUGGCAACAGGAAGACAACCAUGAAGGUUUUGGUCAGCUAUUUGUUGUAUCAGAGGAGCAGAAACUUGAUUGGAGUGAUAUGUUUUACAUAACUACUCUUCCCCCUCAUAUCCGGCAAAUGGACUUGUUUCAAAAAUUGCCUUCAAAACUCAGGGAAAUCAUGGAAGCAUACUGUAAACAAAUAAAAAACCUAGCAAUGAUCAUCCUAUGUCAAUUGGCAAAGGCUUUAAGGAUGGAUGAACAGGAAAUGAGAGAGCUAUUCAGUGAUGGCGUGCAGUCAAUGAGGAUGAAUUAUUAUCCGCCUUGCCCUGAGCCACACAAAACCAUUGGCUUCAGCCCUCAUUCCGAUGCUGAUGCCCUCACUGUCCUUUUCCAGCUAAAUGAAACUGAAGGCCUCCAAGUCCGAAAAGAUGGCAUAUGGGUGCCUAUAAAGCCUCUCCCGAAUGCUUUGAUUGUGAAUAUUGGUGAUAUUAUGGAGAUUGUGAGCAAUGGUGUUUAUAGGAGCAUUGAGCACAGAGCAAUUGUAAACUCAGACAAAGAGAGGCUCUCUGUUGCAACAUUCUAUAGCUCCAACCUUGACUCCGAAUUGGGACCUACACACAGCCUCAUUGGACCAAACAAUCCUCCAAUUUUCCGAAGAGUUCCCGUAGAAAAAUAUUUCAAGGAAUUUUUUGCAAGAAAACUUGAUGGAAAAUCGUACAUUGAUUUCAUGAAGGAAGAGGCAUGGGAUGGCGAAUCGUAGGUAGCAUUUGGUACUUUAGUUGGUUAUUAGCUUAUCGACAUCUUGUGAAAUAUUUGACGAGUUACUCAUGCACUCUUGCUGUUGUAAUAUGCAAUUCCACUGUUUGAUGACUGUAAUAAAGGAGAAAAUGUGACAUUCUUUGUUCCAUUAGAAACGAUGGUGUUUGACUUGUUACA
Messenger RNA from Lycium ferocissimum, 1395 nucleotides. RefSeq names its product protein SRG1-like. The coding region runs from base 128 to 1219 and encodes 363 amino acids. The transcript is spliced from 4 exons. NCBI's taxonomy places the organism in Eukaryota, Viridiplantae, Streptophyta, Magnoliopsida, Solanales, Solanaceae. The record is from RefSeq and is a predicted model, not a curated record.